This is a messenger RNA of Halteromyces radiatus, 750 nucleotides long. RefSeq lists its product as uncharacterized. Lineage: Eukaryota; Fungi; Mucoromycota; Mucoromycetes; Mucorales; Cunninghamellaceae. The transcript has 2 exons. The coding region runs from base 43 to 354 and encodes 103 amino acids. The record is from RefSeq and is a predicted model, not a curated record.
UUUUUUUUCUUCUUCUUCAUUUUAUUAAUACAUACAACAACAAUGGUUGGCUUGAUAGACAAGUUAAAGUCUCAAAUUGAAAUAUGGAAAGUAGAAAAAUAUACCAAACGACGUACUUUUCUUCCUGAAUAUGAUUCUAGAGAUACCGAAUAUUAUCGCCAACAUUAUCACGAUGGUGUUUAUUACAAUAGUGACCAAACUCCUCCACCACCACAAGCAAGAACACCUACAAGCACGCAAUAUCGAUCCUCUUUAGGGAAACGCAUGUCCGUUAUGAUUAAAAAGAAGUCAUCCUCAAACUCACUUCCACAUCCUCGGUGUUCUGAAACUUAUAAUGCUAACUAUGAACGGUAGAUACUUUGGUCUGUAUUAGUCCUCUUUGAUAAAAAUUUUUUUUAGCUUUCUCUAUCUCUCUCCUCUCUUAUACAUAUAAUUUUUUUCCCUUUCCUCCUUCUCCUCUGUCAACUCUCCCUCUUUGUUCUCUCUCUUUUUUUUUUUUUUAGUAUUCCCCACCUCCUCUUUUAUCGUUUCUUUUUAGUUUUGGAUUUCUUUGUGUGUGUGUUUGUGUGCGUAUGUUUAUUUGUCAUUAGUGUCCCCUCUCCUCAUUCACCACCAAUCUCCCUUUUUUGGAUUAUGUAAGAAAAUAGACCUCCUUUAUUUUUAUCCUUUUUUUUUUAUUUUUAUAUUUGUUGUUGUUCUCAUUGGAAUGGUGUCACAAAGGAUUAUCGUUUAUUGUUUGGAUACUUGUUA